This is a messenger RNA of Loxodonta africana (African savanna elephant), 3858 nucleotides long. It is a transcript of the gene SLC8A2, whose product is annotated as solute carrier family 8 member A2. Lineage: Eukaryota; Metazoa; Chordata; Mammalia; Proboscidea; Elephantidae. The transcript has 8 exons. Gene Ontology annotation, molecular function: calcium:sodium antiporter activity. Gene Ontology annotation, biological process: cell communication; sodium ion transmembrane transport; calcium ion import across plasma membrane. The coding region runs from base 14 to 2842 and encodes 942 amino acids. The record is from RefSeq and is a predicted model, not a curated record. Gene Ontology annotation, cellular component: postsynapse; axon; sarcolemma.
CCCGCCACCCCCCAUGGCUCCCCUGGCCUUGGUGGGGGUCGCACUCCUCCUGGGGGUGCCCCCUGGCUUGGGGGCGGCCACCCCGACCCCCUCCCCACCGCCUCCCCUGGCCAAUGACAGUGAUGCUAGCAUGGGGAGCUGCCAGGGCUCCAACCGCUGUCAGCCGGGGGUCCUGCUGCCUGUGUGGGAGCCCGACGACCCAUCUCUGGGUGACAAGGUGGCGCGGGCUGUGGUCUACUUUGUGGCCAUGGUCUACAUGUUCCUGGGCGUGUCCAUCAUCGCUGACCGCUUCAUGGCCUCCAUCGAGGUCAUCACGUCCAAGGAGAAGGAGAUCACUAUCACCAAGGCCAAUGGUGAGACAAGUGUGGGCACCGUCCGCAUCUGGAACGAGACUGUGUCCAACCUCACGCUCAUGGCUCUGGGUUCCUCGGCCCCCGAGAUCUUGCUGUCUGUCAUCGAGGUCUGCGGUCACAACUUCCAGGCGGGCGAACUGGGCCCAGGCACCAUCGUGGGCAGUGCUGCCUUCAACAUGUUUGUAGUCAUUGCCGUGUGUAUCUAUGUUAUCCCGGCUGGGGAGAGCCGCAAGAUCAAGCACCUGAGAGUCUUCUUCGUCACUGCCUCCUGGAGCAUCUUCGCCUAUGUCUGGCUUUAUCUCAUCCUUGCUGUCUUUUCCCCAGGCGUGGUGCAGGUGUGGGAGGCGCUGCUGACCCUGGUCUUCUUCCCGGUGUGCGUGGUGUUCGCCUGGAUGGCUGACAAGCGGCUGCUCUUCUACAAGUACGUGUACAAGCGCUACCGCACCGACCCGCGCAGUGGCAUCAUUAUUGGCGCCGAGGGAGACCCCCCGAAGAGCAUCGAGCUGGAUGGCACGUUCGUGGGCGCAGCCGAGGGGCCGGGGGCCGAGCUGGGUGGCCUGGGCCUGGGCCCGGGCCCGGGCCCGGCUGAGGCGCGCGAGCUGGACGCCAGCCGCCGCGAGGUCAUCCAGAUCCUUAAGGACCUCAAGCAGAAGCACCCGGAGAAGGACCUGGAGCAGCUGGUGGGCAUCGCCAACUACUACGCGCUGUUGCACCAGCAGAAGAGCCGCGCCUUCUACCGCAUCCAGGCCACCCGGCUGAUGACCGGCGCAGGCAACGUACUGCGCAGACAUGCGGCGGAUGCGUCGCGCAGGGCCAUCCCGGCCGAGGGCCCUGGAGAGGACGAGGACGACGGUGCCAGCCGCAUCUUCUUCGAGCCCAGCCUCUACCACUGCCUGGAGAACUGCGGCUCGGUGCUGCUCUCCGUCACCUGCCAGGGCGGUGAAGGCAACAGCACCUUCUACGUGGACUACCGUACCGAGGAUGGCUCGGCCAAGGCCGGCUCCGACUAUGAGUACAGCGAGGGUACGCUGGUGUUCAAGCCGGGGGAGACCCUGAAGGAGCUGCGCAUCGGCAUCAUCGACGACGACAUUUUUGAGGAGGACGAGCACUUCUUCGUGCGGCUGCUGAACCUGCGUGUGGGCGACGCGCAAGGCAUGUUCGAGCCCGACGGCGGCGGGCGGCCCAAGGGGCGGCUGGUGGCGCCGCUGCUGGCCACCGUCACCAUCCUGGACGACGACCACGCGGGCAUCUUCUCCUUCCAGGACCGCCUGUUGCACGUGAGCGAGUGCAUGGGCACCGUGGACGUGCGCGUGGUGCGCAGCUCAGGCGCGCGCGGCACAGUGCGCCUGCCCUACCGCACAGUGGACGGCACGGCGCGAGGUGGCGGCGUGCACUACGAGGACGCGUGCGGGGAGCUCGAGUUCGGCGACGAUGAAACCAUGAAAACUCUUCAGGUGAAGAUAGUGGAUGACGAGGAAUAUGAGAAAAAGGAUAAUUUCUUCAUUGAGCUGGGCCAGCCCCAGGUUUCCUCUAUGGCAACAGGAAGUGAGGGACUCGCAAGCCCGGGGAGGAGUCUCUGGAGUCUAACUGCUGUGCCUCAUGCUGCAGGGGAUGGAGACAGGAAGCUGACGGCUGAGGAGGAGGAGGCGCGGAGGAUAGCAGAGAUGGGCAAGCCGGUUCUUGGGGAAAAUUGUCGGCUAGAGGUCAUAAUCGAGGAGUCGUAUGAUUUUAAGAACACGGUGGAUAAACUCAUCAAGAAGACGAACUUGGCUUUGGUGAUUGGAACUCACUCGUGGAGGGAGCAGUUUUUAGAGGCAAUUACGGUGAGCGCAGGGGACGAGGAGGAGGAGGAAGACGGGUCCCGAGAGGAGCGGCUGCCGUCCUGCUUUGACUACGUGAUGCACUUCCUGACGGUGUUCUGGAAGGUGCUGUUUGCCUGCGUGCCUCCGACCGAGUACUGCCAUGGCUGGGCCUGCUUUGGUGUCUGCAUCCUGGUCAUUGGCCUGCUCACUGCCCUCAUUGGGGACCUCGCCUCCCACUUUGGCUGCACUGUUGGCCUCAAGGACUCUGUCAACGCUGUUGUCUUCGUGGCCCUGGGCACCUCCAUUCCUGACACAUUCGCCAGCAAGGUGGCGGCGCUGCAGGACCAGUGCGCGGACGCGUCAAUCGGCAAUGUGACCGGCUCCAACGCGGUGAACGUGUUCCUGGGCCUGGGCGUGGCCUGGUCGGUGGCCGCCGUGUACUGGGCGGCGCAGGGCCGCUCCUUCGAGGUGCGCACGGGCACGCUGGCCUUCUCCGUCACUCUUUUCACAGUCUUCGCCUUCGUGGGCAUCGCCGUACUGCUGUACCGCCGCCGGCCGCACAUCGGCGGCGAGCUGGGUGGCCCCCGCGGCCCCAAGCUCGCCACCACCGCGCUCUUCCUAGGCCUCUGGUUGCUCUAUAUCCUCUUCGCUAGCCUCGAGGCCUACUGCCACAUCAGGGGCUUCUAGGACCCCCGGGCUCGGCCCCUCCCCGGAGACUUUCCCCAAGCGGACUUGGCUGCACCUGCUCUGGACCAGCCUCUCGUUCCUCCGGAGACUCGGCCUCCUCUCCUGGGACGCGGCCGCCUUCCUCCCCAAAGACUCGGCCUCUUCUGCACGGACACUCAGCCCCCUUCUCCUGAGAGUCACUCUCCUCUCCCAAAGAUUCAGUCUCUUUCACGUGAGGUUUAAUCUCCCUUAUCCUUCUCCGAGUGGGAGCCCUGGUGGCGCAGUGGUUACGCGCUAUGGCUGCUAACCAAAAGGUCGGCAAUUCCACGCUAUAGGUUGGAAUCUAUUCGAUGGCAACGGGUUUGGUUUUUGUUUUAUCCUUCUCCAGGAGCCCUGGUGGGGCAAACAGUUAAAGUACGCUGGUACUAACCGAACGGUUGGCAGUACAAAUGCAGCUAGUAGCACCACAGAAGAAAGGCCUGGCGAUCUGCUUCUGUAAAGAUUGCAGCCAAGAAAACCCUAUGGAGCAGUUCUAUUCUGUAACACAUGGGGUCGUCAUUAGUUGGAAUUGACUCAACAGCAACUAACAACAAUCUUUCUCCCUCAAAAGUGCCUGGGUGGUGCAGACAGCAUUCGCUGCCAACCAAAAGGCUGGUGUUUUGAAUUCACCCAUUGGCACCUCGGAACCUACUUCUGGAAGAUCACAGCCAUUGAAAACCCCGUGGACUGUAGUUCUACUCUGACACACAUGGGGUCGCCAUGAGUCGGAAUCAACUCUAGGGGCAACUGGUUUGGGUUUUUUUUUAUUUAUCCUUCUCCCCCAGGACCCCAGGCUCCCCGCCUGCCCCUUAAGAGCCUCUCCAGUUCCUUUUCAGAGGUGAGCACCUCUGCAGUGACUUCGAACUCUAAACUACCAUCUCCAAGUCCCUCCCCAGAGAACACCCUCCCCCUCUCCCCGCCCAUUACACAUCCUCUAUCUAGAGAACCUUCCGCUCUCUUCCCGGACACCCAGGCUUGCUCCAGCCCAUAAGCCCCAC